Messenger RNA from Diprion similis, 3659 nucleotides. RefSeq names its product serine-rich adhesin for platelets-like. The coding region runs from base 69 to 3482 and encodes 1137 amino acids. Gene Ontology annotation, biological process: homophilic cell-cell adhesion. Gene Ontology annotation, cellular component: plasma membrane. Lineage: Eukaryota; Metazoa; Arthropoda; Insecta; Hymenoptera; Diprionidae. Gene Ontology annotation, molecular function: calcium ion binding. The transcript has 18 exons. The record is from RefSeq and is a predicted model, not a curated record.
ACAAAGCAAACCGACAGCGACGGUUUUCUUACAAUACUCUAGUGACAGUUUCGUGAAAAAAAAGUGCGAUGAGUAUCCUUCAUCGGAUAUCCGUCAUUGCGAUAUGUGCCAGUUUCAUCUUCGGGGCCGAUGGACAGGCCACUUGUGCUCUGUCAUAUGAAAACGGAACGGAACUGUCCGAUACGUAUUGGAGUUUUGGAUUCGUUCUGGAUGCUAUAGAUGACACCUCUGAAUCAGGAACGGUUCUGCUUAACAUGACGGCUUCUUCAAUUACGAGCAUUAACACUAUUGUGGCUGAUAGUGACAGCGGGUACUUCUACAUGCAGCCCGUUCUGGAAAAUGGACAAUUCAUCGUAACCCUGACCGACUACUUUUCACAAUACGAAGAGCUCGAGUCCACAUCGACGAUGCUCGUCACAAUAACAUUCACCUGUUCAGUCAACAGCCGAUCACUAGAAAUCUAUCAACCGAUAACGGACACAAACAACAACUAUCCCGAGUUCCAGGAUGCUCCUUAUACUUAUGAGCUGCCAAUGCCUUUUCCAUCAGGAUUCUCUGUGCAAUUGUUCGGCACUAUUUCCGCUAAGGACAUCGAUCUCACGAAUACGAAUAUCAGUUUCACUUUAAACUCUUCUGAUUCCAACGCUAAUGGGUUUUCCGCAUCGUGGUUAUCUCAAGACACAUCAGAUACCAAACUACAUUACGCUCAGCUAUUGACUACGGCUCUGCUGAAUAUUGAAGAAGAUGUAACUUUCAAGAUCUACGCAACGGAUACUGGUACACCUGCUCUGACUUCUGAAACGAGCAUUACUAUCAGCGUGGAUGAAGAAAACAGUACUCCCUCUAGUCCGAUAUUUACGUAUCCUGUUUACAUCGCGGAUCUCUCCGGUCUCACUGAGGAAGAGGCAAAUGGCACAACGGUGGUCUUCAAUCAAGGCGACAUCACCUUGAGUCAAGGAGCCAGUAAUACGACGUCGUUCACGAUCGUUGACAAUAUAGGGAGUUACGAAGACAAUUUCCUGAUCACCGUUAGUGAAGACUACACCACCAUUAGCAUAACCCUUCAGAAUGUGGGCUCUGAAUUACUUGCUGAAUACUACGUCAUCUUAACUCUAACUGCAGUAAGAACUGGCGCAACAGAUACGGGAAUAACCAUUUUGCACAUUGCUUUACCCGGAAUUGUUUCUACGGGAUGUAGUUCGACUACAACAGAAGGAGGUACCACCAUUGUCACUUCAACUAUAGCAACUAUUUCAGCAGUGACAAGUGAAACAGAAUCCACGAUAGCAACUACCACAAUCACGGAGUGCCCGACAAUCACCACGGACGAUUGUGUCUGCGAUUCUUCCACGACAGUUACUUCUGGAUACGAAAGCACCUAUACAACGACGACUACUGACAGAAGUGAAGAUUCAACAACGACCAGUACCAGUGAUGGUGCAACUGAUACUACAGAGAAUGUUGCAACAACCACGACUACAGUCGAAACAACCGAAUGUCCUGUUGUAACUGUUACCCAAGAAUGUGAUUGCACUGAAUCAACGGUGACUACAUCAUACUCUGCUGCAACUACCACAGUAGCAGUUGACACUUUAACCACAACCCUAUCACCCGGAAGUGAAACCACAACUUUGUCCACCGAAGAUGAUACUACGAUUACGACAACCACGAUUGUCACUCCUGGCUUGAGUUUCUCAAGUAGUACCUACAGAUUUGACAAGAACUCUACCUUCACUGGAAUUCUUAUGACGCAAACAGCAGUGGCCACUAACGCUGAAGGAACCAUUGUCUAUUCUGUGUCUAUUGACGAUGAUGAUCUUUCAUCCAGGGUUAUAAUAGACGCUGACACUGCUACCUUAGAAGUUACAGCGGCAAUCAGCCCGGGAGUUUACACAUUUCAAAUUUUAGCGACUAUCGACGGUUUGAGCAUUAGUGCAUCGGCAACCGUCAUUCUUGUAAUCAGCACGCUAACUGAGUGCAGUGGUGACAUCGUAUUUGGUUAUGCUCUCCAGAUUAUCGAACUUGAAGAAGAGUCAGCCCAUGAAAAUAUACUCCCACUCGACGAUAAUGGGUGCAACUAUACUAUUUAUUCACAAACACCUAGCCAAGACUUAUUUACUAUCACCGGUAACUACCUCAACACGGUCGCCAUUGACAGAGAGGCUUCAUACUUUAGCAACAUGACAGUGGCUCAAGUUCGUGUGAUCAUUGAUGCGAGCUGUCCGAACGAUACAGAUACCACGAACAACACCACGACUACCAGAUCGAAACGAGACACGGAAUAUGAAAUCUUGACCGAGAACAUCGCAUAUGAGCGUACCAGAACUGUUUUGAUUGUCAUCAUCACCGACAUAAACGACAACGCUCCUGUUUGGAAUUCCAACACACCAACCUACAUAGGGUUCCCUGGAUACGAGCUGGCGCAACUCAUUCUCGUUCCCUACGUCUAUCAACUUGGGGCGACUGACGCCGACAUUGAUGAUAAUGCAAUUGUAACCUACUCACUACAAAGUGGUUCCAACGAUGUCUUCUACAUCCACAAUACGGAUGGAACACUCUACAUACAGCAGGGUGUCUACACUGAAGACGGUUACCAAUUCACGGUUACUGCAACGGACGGCACCUUUGAAACAUCAACCGACCUGACAGUUAGAACACUCGCGAGUAGCAAUGUAGCUGUUCUAUUCAUUAACGGUGGUCUUUUAGAAGAUGUUGAUGACAUUGUAGAGGAGUUGAGUACCAGUACUGGAUAUUGGGUUCAGGCACUCACUUCGGCCGUAAUAUCUGAAAGCGAUGCUGCAAAUUUCACCUCUUUAAAGUCACUCUCCAGCUGGACAAAAAGAGCUACCGAUACCAAUACCCUUCUUCGACUUGUCCUCUACGGACUGAAUAUCACCGAACCUGUGGCCAGCGAAAUUCUAGUCUCAACCGUUGAAGGUACUAACUUCACUUGGGGAAUCAGCGACUUGGCGACAUUGGAAUCAAUUCUAGCUGACAGUUCAGAAUCCGCCAUGUUGACAGAAUUCGAUACUCGUGGUUAUUGGGCAGCGAUAAUUGUGCUAUCAGUGCUUUUGUUAUUACUGGCAAUUGCCGCUGGUGUCGUCUACUUCUUGUUCUGCAGACCCAACAAAUCCACGUCAGUGGAAUCCGAUGUUUCAUACGAGAACUUUGAUGGUCGUCAAUCAAACGAAAGUAACGGAAAUUACUACGUGAAAUCAGUAACGUUGAGCGAGUCACAGGACCAUGUAUCGGAGUCGACAGACUCGCCGAGUGCUGAGUGGGUUUUGAAUCAAACGACAAAACCAGACAAAUUAGACUUCGAAAAUAACCGUUCAUUCAGUACUCUGAAAGGAAGCAAUGAUGGCGAUAUUACAUUCGUCACACGAAACGAGAGUAGACCAGAUACCUCGCCUAAUCUUACUAAAAGAAAAUCAGUGGCAUUCAGCAGCACCGUUGAAGAAAUCGAAGUUGCCAGACUUUGAUUGACUAUCACAAAGAUAUUAUGCACAAUCAAAAUCAUUUUGAUACGUUAAGUUAGUACGUAGGAAUAAUAGAUAUGAUAAUUUUAUUACCUAGCCUGUACAUUUGAAUACUUGUAAUAUACUCAUAAUUAUUGUUACAGUUAUAGAUACGCUAUCAAAAACAUUGUAUUGUGACUA